UCCUGUUUCUUUUAGGUACAUUGUUUCUCUCUUGCUUGCUUUCACAGUAAGUCUAGUACAUUGCUAACUGCAUAAAAAACAAAUCCCAAUCCGAUAAACAGAGUGAGAAAGAGAGAGAGAGAGAGAGAGAGAGAGAGAGAGAGAGAGAGAUGGAUAAGCAAGAAGGUGGAGUAGCGGGAGAAGAUGAGGCAGUACUACUUCCCCUGUUUGAGAGAAAAGCAGCAAGAUUCAGAGGAGCAUAUAGGGUGUUUUCGUCAACAAUAAUGGUGGGAAUAUGUUUGAUAUGGUUUUACAGGUUAUUAAACAUCCCAAAUGGUGGUGGAGAGACAGGGAAAUUUUGGGCUUGGAUUGGUAUGUUCAUGGCUGAAUUGGGUUUCGGUAUUUACUGGAUAUCUACUCAGUCUUUUCGGUGGAAUGUUUCUUAUACUCACCCUUUCAAGGACAGGCUCUCCCACAGUAAGUACAGAUAUGAGGAUAAGUUGCCUGGCGUGGACAUUUUUGUUUGCACCGCAGACCCCAUAAUGGAGCCGCCAACCCUGGCGAUUAACACUGUUUUAUCAGCAAUGUCUUACAACUAUCCACCUGAGAAGUUGAGUAUUUAUCUAUCUGAUGAUGCUGGGUCUGAAUUUACAUUCUAUGCUCUCCUAGAGGCCUCUCAUUUCUCCAAGUAUUGGAUACCCUUUUGCAAGAGAUUCAAGGUUGAACCAAGGUCACCAGGAGGCUAUUUCGACCUGGAUUCUUCUAUGCAGGACAACGGUUUUGGUCAGGAAUUGUUGGCUAUCAAGAAACUGUAUGAAGAAAUGAAAAAUCGGAUCGAAUCAGCUAUUGAAACUGGCAAGAUUCCAAAAGAAACAAAGGAUCAGCAUAAAGGAUUUUCUGAAUGGGAUUUGCACAUAACAAAGCAGAAUCAUCAGUCCAUUGUGCAGAGUUUAAUUGAUGGAAGGGACAUAAAUGCCACGGAUAACGAUGGACAUCAAUUGCCAUCCUUGGUAUACAUGGCAAGAGAAAAGAGACAUCAUUGGCCUCACAACUUCAAAGCUGGAGCCAUGAAUUCACUUAUGAGAGUGUCAACCGAGAUAAGCAAUGCACCAUUCAUCCUCAACUUGGACUGCGACAUGUAUGCUAAUGAUGCAGAUACAAUACGAGAGAUAUUGUGUUUUUUCAUGGAUGAAAAGGAAGGCCAUGAGGUAGCAUACGUGCAGCUUCCACAGAAUUAUGACAAUCUCACCAAGAAUGAUAUUUAUUCAAAUGCUGCUUUCGCAGCUAGUGGGGUUGAGUUUGCUGGAGCAGGUGGCUAUGGUGCAGCAUUUUACUUUGGCACUGGAUGCCUCCAUCGAAGAGAAUCUCUUUUUGGAAAGAAGUAUUCCAAAAGAUAUAGAGGACAAUGGAACAUAGAGACCAAAAAGAAUGUUGACAGAACCAUUAGCGAUUUGGAAGAAGCAUCGAAAAUUCUUGCUAGUUGCAGCUAUGAGAAGGAUACUGAAUGGGGGAAAGAGAUGGGAUUGAUAUAUGGUUGUCCUGUUGAAGAUAUUGUUACUGGCUUGGCAAUCCAAUGCAGGGGUUGGAAAUCAGUUUAUUACAAUCCGGACAGAAAGGCCUUCUUAGGUGUUGCCCCUGUGACCUUAGAUACAGCUCUUGUUCAGCACAAAAGGUGGUCUGAAGGCAUGUUUCAGAUAUUUUUGUCCAAGUAUUGCCCUUUCAUAUAUGGGCAUGGAGUGAUCAAAUUAAGUGUCCAAAUGGUAUACUGCGUUUAUCUUCUAUGGGCUCCAAUUUCUUUGCCAGUUCUGUACUAUGUUAUUGUUCCUCCUGUUUGCUUGCUCGAUGGUGUCUCCUUGUUUCCAGAGGUAUCAAGCAUAUGGUUCGUGCCAUUUGCUUAUGUUUUUAUAGCCAGAAAUGGACACAGCAUCAUUGAAUCUCUGAGCUGUGACAGUACGCUGAAAGGUUGGUGGAACUCACAAAGAAUGUGGUUGACUAGAAGGACUACUUCGUAUUUCUUUGGCUUCCUGGAUACCAUUCUGAGGCAAUUAGGACUAUCCCAAACAAAAUUUUCCAUCACUACCAAAGUGAUCACAGAAGAUGUCUCAAGGAGGUAUGAACAAGAGGUGAUGGAAUUUGGAAGCUCAACGAUAAUGUUUACUAUAAUGGCAACAUUGGCAUUGCUCAACUUGUUCACUUUAGUUGGGGGAAUCAGGAAGGUUGUCUUGGAUUUCAGGGUUCUUGACCAGUUGAUCCCGCAGAUUGUUCUUUGUGCCCUGGUAGUUGUGGUCAAUUUGCCAAUCUACCAAGCGCUCUUCCUUCGCAGCGAUAAGGGUCGUAUACCUUUCUCUGUUCUGUUCAAGUCCAUGGUUUUAGCCUCACUUGUAUGUUUGAUUCCUGUUAAUUAGGAUGCAUGGUUUUCUGUACACUUAAACAAUGAAAGUGUAACCACAUGAAUGUGUUUUUUUUUUUUUUUUUCCAAAGUCUUUUAAGAACAACAAUUGAUAAUCUACAUGUACUCUAGAAUCACUCUCAACAACUGUACACCAUUUGAAGAUAAUGGAUUUUGAAGAAUGCUUACUGAUGCAUUCUCCUUUUGAAAAAAGUUGAAGAAAAAUAAAAUUUUACCUCUUUCUUU
Molecule: messenger RNA, 2614 nt
Organism: Ziziphus jujuba (common jujube)
Lineage: Eukaryota; Viridiplantae; Streptophyta; Magnoliopsida; Rosales; Rhamnaceae
Product: cellulose synthase-like protein E6
Exons: 8
Coding region: 150-2384 (744 amino acids)
Biological process (GO): plant-type primary cell wall biogenesis; cellulose biosynthetic process
Cellular component (GO): plasma membrane; trans-Golgi network
Molecular function (GO): cellulose synthase (UDP-forming) activity; mannan synthase activity
Source: RefSeq, a predicted model, not a curated record